Molecule: messenger RNA, 1849 nt
Organism: Rotaria sp. Silwood2
Lineage: Eukaryota; Metazoa; Rotifera; Eurotatoria; Philodinida; Philodinidae
Source: the annotation of a GenBank genome assembly
AUGGAUUAUAUUCCAGGUGGUAACUUUAUGACAUUACUUGAACGAUAUGAAAUGAAUGAAAAUUCUGCAAGUUUUUAUUGUGCUGAAGUUGUGCUUGCACUUGAUGCUAUUCAUAGUAUGGGUUAUAUUCAUCGAGAUGUUAAACCAGAUAAUAUUUUACUUGAUGUUUAUGGACAUAUAAAAUUAGCAGAUUUUGGUACUUGUAUUGAAAUGGAUAAAGAUGGUCUUGUUCGAUCUAAUAUUGCAAUAGGUACGCCAGAUUAUAUAUGUCCCGAAAUUUUAAAAUCUGUAAGUACACCCGGUGUUUAUGGACCUGAAGUUGAUUGGUGGUCUGUUGGUGUGUUUCUUUAUGAAAUGUUACUCGAUGAGACACCAUUUGAUGCUGAAUCAUUAGUUGGAGUAUAUCAUAAAAUAAUGAAUCAUCGAGAAAAUCUUAUCUUUCCAGAAGAACCAGUUUUAUCUAAUGCAGCUCGUACACUUAUAUGUGCAUUUCUUAAUGAUCAAUCAACACGUUUAGGUAAAAAUGGUGUCGAAGAAAUAAAAGCUCAUCCAUUUUUUACAAACCAAAAUGAAUGGACAUGGGAAACAAUACGACAAGGCACUUCAGCUCCUAUCGUCCCAUUAUCAACAAAUGAUGAAGAUACAAAUAAUUUUAAAGACCUUGAAAAAAAUGGUCAUUCUUCAAAAGAAUCAUUUUCUGUUAGUAAAACAUUUGUUGGAAAUCAACUUUCAUUUGUUGGAUUUUCAUUUUCCAAUGAAGCACAGUAAGAUAUUUUAUAUCAUCUAUUAAAUUUUGAUAAUGAAAUCAUUUAAGACUCUAAAAAGAUUUAUUGUAUUUAAUUAGAAGCGUUUUUUUUGUUUUGAUCGAAUGUCAAAGAGUCAUCAUCAUUAAUUGAGUAGAUUUAUGUUCAGUUAUGUUUUUAUGUAUAGUGUAUGUAUUGUUAUCUGUCAUCACUCUCAGAAUUAUGAUUCUUAAAGUCGUACGACUAACGAGAAAUUUUUUCUAGAUGCUCUCUCAGAUUUCAAUGAAUUUUUGUCUAUAGAUACUAUAUAGUGUCCUUGUAAAAGCCCUAAAAUGAUUUGGCGGCAUAUUGAGAUUUCUCUAAGCUAUCGAAUUUUUACUAUGCUUACUUUCUGAAGACUCCUGUAAAAGAUCCCAAAUUUUCGGAAAAAUCGAAUUUUGACCUAAAACUUUACAUAUUUAUAGACCUUAACUAUACUAGUUCCCAUAUAAAAGGUGAGAAAUUUUGAACAAAAUCUCUUCAAGAAAUGAGAAUUUCAAGAUAUAGACCCUUUUCCAAAGAUACUUUAUAGGGCAUGAUUUUUUUCAUGGAAGCCAGUAUGGUUAUGGUCUAUAAAUAUGCAAAGUUUCAAGUCAAAAUUCGAAGAUUCGAUUUUUUCGGAAACUUGGAAUACUCUACAGGAACCUCUUGAAAAUAGACAUAUUAGAAAUUCAAUGACUUAGCUAAAUUUCAAUAUACAUACAAAUCAUUUUAGGGAACUUGAAAAGAUUUUUAAAAUAUUGUGACAAAGACCGGAAUGACCCCGUAACUUAUUCGAUAGCUAGAAUUUCCAAAUGUAACGGAAAUCUGUACUGUCUUUGGUGACAAAAUAGAUUUGUCUAUUUUUAGAAAAUUUAUUACGAACCCAAGAAUUUCUAAUAACACCCGAUAGUCAUUGCUUUAGUUAACAACUGUCACGAGAGUAGCCACCUUUGAUGACGAAAAAGAUUCAAAUUUUUUCUUGAACUGAACACGAAAGCAUUUGCGCUACAAGGAGUUACAUGACUGUUAGCGUUCUCUCUUCUCUCUAUUUGUGGUGCGAGAGAGAUAUAUGUAUACGUAUGUGC